Molecule: messenger RNA, 417 nt
Organism: Suillus fuscotomentosus
Lineage: Eukaryota; Fungi; Basidiomycota; Agaricomycetes; Boletales; Suillaceae
Product: proteasome maturation factor UMP1-domain-containing protein
Exons: 5
Coding region: 1-417 (138 amino acids)
Biological process (GO): proteasome assembly
Cellular component (GO): nucleus; cytoplasm
Source: RefSeq, a predicted model, not a curated record
AUGGAACCUUCAUACCGCAUCGUUCCACCUUCACAAAUCAAAACUGCGUCCAUAAGUGAUACUGCAGGCAGCCUAGGCCUCCAUGACACCCUCCAUUAUGGAAUCCGUAGCCUUGCAACUGAGAUGAGAGGAGGCCAGUUCGAGAACCGUAUCGCAAAGUGGGAAGAGACGCAGGACAACGCGAGGCUACACAUGUUAGCCAAUCUUUACGGCCCUAGUGCACCUAUGAGGUUGCUUAUGGAACGCCAAAUUGUAUCCGCCAGCCCUCAUAUGCCCGGCAUGCCACAAUCAAACAUACAUCUCGACAUCCUGAUGGGUCGGGAUGAGACUCUAGACCCGACCGACUUCUUCCUCGGCUUGGAGAGCGGUCCACCGUUGAGCAUUCACAACGAGAUGGAAAAGAAACUCCGACUGUGA